Syngnathoides biaculeatus (alligator pipefish) is the source of this 2201-nucleotide messenger RNA. It is a transcript of the gene ubxn7, whose product is annotated as UBX domain protein 7. Lineage: Eukaryota; Metazoa; Chordata; Actinopteri; Syngnathiformes; Syngnathidae. Gene Ontology annotation, molecular function: ubiquitin binding. Gene Ontology annotation, biological process: proteasome-mediated ubiquitin-dependent protein catabolic process. Bases 357 to 1832 code for a protein of 491 amino acids. Gene Ontology annotation, cellular component: nucleus. The record is from RefSeq and is a predicted model, not a curated record. The transcript is spliced from 12 exons.
CGCCAGGCCGUGGGGGGGAAGUUGUCGUUGCGCAUGCGCGACAUUUAUGUUGUUGUUUGUGGCGGUAAGAUGGCGGCGCUCGGAGACACCUCGGUUUCGGGGGUGAACGGGUUAAUACAACAAUUCACAGCAAUAACAGAUGUAGUCGAAGUUGGCUGUAACAAGUUAUGCUCUGACCAACCAAUCAGAGGAUGGGAAAAUGCUGACAUCAUCAAGGGCCAGCGCUCUGGGCAUGUGAGGACGAAUUUGAAAUUUGGUUAAUGAAAAAGACCCAAUACUAAUACAGUGGUUCCUCGACUUAGGAUUGAUCGGACUUACAAGGUCUUCGAGGGGCUACAGAGAGUGUCGGGAAGCAUAUGUUGGAAGCAUGCAACAACAACUUGGAAAUGGCAGUGACCAUGUUUCUGGACGGAGGAGUGGUCGCAGAGGAGCCCAGCACGAGUUCCGGUUCAGCAGCAUCCAGCAGCAGAAUUCUGCCCUCAGACGAAGUACGAGCUCCCAUUCCACAGAAGCAGGACAUUCUUGUGGAGCCAGAGCCACUUUUUGGAGUGCCAAAGCGAAGGAGACCGGCCCGAUCCAUAUUCGAUGGCUUUAGAGACUUCCAAACGGAAACAAUCCGCCAGGAACAGGAGCUGCGAAACGGUGGUACAGUGGACAAGAAAUUGAGCACCCUGGCAGACCUUUUCCGUCCCCCCAUUGAGCUGAUGCACAAAGGCAGCUUUGAGACGGCAAAAGACUGCGGGCAGCUGGAGAACAAGUGGUUGAUGAUCAACAUUCAGAAUGUCCAAGACUUUGCUUGCCAAUGCCUGAACAGAGAUGUGUGGAGUAACGACGCUGUGAAGACGAUCAUUAGAGAACACUUUAUAUUCUGGCAGGUAUAUCAUGACAGUGAAGAAGGACAACGAUACAUCCAGUUCUAUAAACUCAACAAGUUUCCAUAUAUUUCCAUCUUAGAUCCGCGUACUGGUCAAAAAAUGGUUGAGUGGAACCAGCUGGAUGUGGCAUCCUUCCUGGAGCAGGCCACCGGCUUCCUGGCAGAGCAUGGGCAGCUGGACGUUCCAUCCUGCCCAGCACCACCCGCCAAACGGACACGCUCUGAGAGUCUGAUCGAUGCCAGCGAAGACAGCCAGCUGGAGGCCGCCAUCCGAGCCUCUCUACAGGAAACCCACUAUGAAUCCUCUAAUGUCCCUGAUGCCCCUGACUCACCCAGGUCGGAGGAAGACUCGGACGCCGAGCCCUUCUCCGACAGCGAGGGACCUAUAUCGGUCGACGGUUCAGACAGCGAAAUGCCAGAACCCCAGAAAGAGAAAAGUUCCACCAGCAAACAGCCCCCCGCAACCCCCACGGCCGGGUCAGCCCAGCACCGUCCUCAUCCCGAUAGCACGACUUCCUGUCAACGGAAAUCUCCAUUUAAAGAAAACAACCACAGUCACAAAAAGGAGGAGAGCAAAAAGAACCACCUGGAGUCUUCGUUCGCUGGGCCUCAUCAGCCACACCCGGACGCGGGGUCCGGAAGUAACUCAUGUGCAGCAGUAGCUGACAGCGCGGGGUUGUCAAAGACCUGUGAGGACGACUGUCCUGAAGAUAACGGUCCCAAGGCCAGAUUAAUGCUUCGCUACCCAGACGGACAAAGAGAGCAAAUAUCCUUGUCAUCUCAAGCAAAGCUUAUGGUGCUGGUGAGACACGUGCAGUCCAAAGGUUACCCAAACGAGUGCUUCGAACUCGUGACCAACUUCCCACGACGGAAGCUCACCCACUUGGACUAUGACAUCACGCUGCAGGAGGCAGGGCUUUGUCCGCAAGAAACUGUAUUUGUGCAGGAAAGGAACUAGUCCAUGGUGGACUGUUAAACAACAAUCACGGAUAAUAAGAGGGACUGGGGCUGAGUUAGAGGAGGCUCUUGGUUGUCUAGGAGGCUCUCCUUUCCAUUCCCAUCACCCAACAGAUUCACAACUCCUUUGGCCAGUACCAGAUGCCAACAACUCUAUCAUUUCUUUAUAGGAUUCAGAUCUUUCUUCUGGAUUCCAGGCCCAUUGGAAUACAAUGACCAUACUAAAACGCCUAUUCUGAUCAAAUCCUGACUCAUAAGGUUUCAGCAGGGACUCUCAGAGAAGACUUCUGGGUUUGUUUUCACGUAGCACUCGUUAUUUCCCGUACCAGGAAACAAUAAAAAUGGAGGCUCACUCUUCUUCAUUCAUUCA